CAGCUUCACAUAAAGAGCCGAGCGGACACUGUCUCCGUGUCCCCGUCUGUGCAGCCUCUUCUCCGCGGUCUGUAAUACUCUUACUGCCAGGGAUUGUGAAGCUAUGUCUCCCGCGGAGGGCGAGGUACCUGAAGGGCAGCCCGUGGACUUGGCUGUUGACGAUAUAACUGGCACCUCGCUGACUCUGUCCUGGAACCCACCCAAGUACAUUGGCCAUACUGGGCUGGCAGGAUACCUUGUGGAAUAUCGCAAGGAAAGCACUGAAACCUGGGUUGCUGUGAAUAAGGACGUUACCACAAAAACUGUACUGGUGAUUAAAAACCUGACCGAAGGUGACAAGGUGCAGCCUCGGGUUAAAGCAGUUCAUGGUGAUGGUGCAAUUGGCACUGCCAUCUUUCCAGAGCCUGUGGAAAUCAGGCAGCCCAUUGAUCCUCCCAAAAUCCGACUGCCUCGUAACUUGAGGGAAACUUUUAUUCGGAAAGUUGGGCAGCAAUUAAACCUGUCCAUACCGAUCCAGGGCAAUCUUCAACCUAACAUCACCUGGACAAAGGAUGAUCAGCCCAUGGACCAGGCACGUGUAAACAUCAGGAAUAGUCCCAUGGAUACUAUCCUAUUCAUCAGGAAACUCGAAAGAAAGGAUUCGGGCAAGUACAAGUUGGUGGCACAAAUAAACACCCUGGUGGAUGAAGUCGUCAUUGACAUCCAGGUUGUGGAGAAACCUGGCCCUCCACGGAACUUGAAGAUGGUGGACGUGUGGGGAUUUAAUGUGGCUUUGGAAUGGCAGCCACCUACUGACACUGGAAAUGCUGAGAUCAAGGGCUACACUAUUCAGAAAGCUGACAAGAAAACAGGGGAAUGGUUCACUGUGAUUGAGAAGUGUCGUCCCUGCUCCCACACCGUCUCCAACCUGGUGAUGGGCAAUUGCUACAACUUCCGGGUCUUCUCUGAGAACCUAUGUGGACUGAGUGAGGCAGCAGCACAGUGCAAGGAUACAGCCAACAUCCCCAAAAUAAGUACCCCAUAUAAUGCCCCUGUUUACCAAGAGAAAGAUUUCACUGAAGCCCCUAAGUUUACACAGCCCCCAACAGACAAGACUGCAACUGUAGGAUUCACCACCAAACUCUUCUGCAGUGUCCGAGGAAAUCCCAAGCCCAGGGUCAGUUGGCUGAAGAAUCAGAUGUUGAUUGAGCAUGACCCCAAAUUCAGAACUCUGACCAACGAAGGGAUCUGUACACUGGAGAUCCGCAAGCCCAGCACCUUUGACAAAGGAGUCUACACCUGUAGAGCAGUCAAUGCACUGGGAGAAGCAGUAGCAGACUGCAGGCUCGAUGUGAAAACUGUUCCUGUACCCCAGUGAAGAUGGAAGCCAUUGGAACCAGUUGCUCUGGACAGGUGUGUAUAACUUGCCUCUUGCCUCAUCGACCUGAAGGUCAGACCCCAGCUGUCUUGGCUGCUGAACUCAAUCGAAAUUAGGAUUGUUCAUUGAGAGAUUUAUGUGUCCAUUAACCCAAUUGUGAGCUGGACAGUGGGUAAAUCUUCCCUUGUCUUGUCUGUUCCCUGAAAUGAUAACAUUUUAAAUAGUGUGUGACAUUAAUAAAAUGGAAAUACAUUGAGAUUUAGCACUGAGCCUGCAAAUAAAGACUAUAC
Molecule: messenger RNA, 1647 nt
Organism: Hemiscyllium ocellatum (epaulette shark)
Lineage: Eukaryota; Metazoa; Chordata; Chondrichthyes; Orectolobiformes; Hemiscylliidae
Product: myosin-binding protein H-like
Exons: 11
Coding region: 104-1357 (417 amino acids)
Molecular function (GO): protein binding
Source: RefSeq, a predicted model, not a curated record